ACCGACUCGUCAGCCCUGCUCAACCUAUAUGCUGGUUACUGACUGAGCAGUCCGACACCCGGUAAAAAGAGCUUGUCGCCGCUGUCUACUGUUGCGGUGUGUCCUGUUGGAUCCUUGUUGCUGUGACAAUGGGAGGCAGAUUCCAGGUUCUUUCAGCUCUUCCUUUGUGGUUGAGCUUUGGCAGCGCUGCGGCCCUGGUUGAGCCUCAGAUCUGCUACAUCCUGGACGCCAUCUUGUUUCUGUACGGUAUCAUCCUUACCGUGCUAUACUGCAGGAUCAAGUAUUUCACACAGAUGGCUCCGGUGACUGGGACUGGGAGAGCAAAGCCAGUGAAUGCAGAGGAGAGCAUCUAUACGGGAUUGACUCCUCACACUGCAGACACCUACCAGACCAUCGGUCAGAAGAAAGGACUGCACUAGUCGAGGACGAGUUGAAGAAAGAGAAAGUUUGAGUCUUUCCAUUUGUUAAAUCACUUUUGUCUUUCCAGGUAUUUCCCAUGCAUCUUAUGUAUUUUAUUUAACAUAGCUUUUGAGCGAAAAUGUAACGUUUUUUAAAAACAUUUAUCUGCAAUUCAUAUGUGAAAGCCUCCUUUGUAUGUUGUGGUAUGUGUCUCGAAAGAGAGAGAAACGUGAGAAGAGCAAAAGAGGGAAGAAGUUGAGCAGUGGGUAAAAAUUUAUUUACGAUUGUUUUGACAGUAGCUAGGUUUGCAUCCAAUUUGCGACAGAUUUUCAUGUAAAUAUUAUAAAAUCUGCAUAAAAUAAUAUGCGCAUUUUCCCACCAGAUAUGUUUUACUGGCUUUAUGAGGAUACAAUCCUGUGCGUGAUGACGUAGUGCACGUAAAAAUAUAUUUUACGGUUAAAUUCCCAUGUACCGAAUGAAAAAUACAAUUUCUAUCGCAUUUUCGACUCUACUGAUAAUUAGUCACAACAACUGUUGCAUUGAAUAGCAAAUGUACCCGAGUUGGUCUUGGCACAUGCGCUCUAGCCAACACAUAGGUGCGGGUAGGCUACCUAUUAUGAGAUCAUUAUGAAUAAGAGCGAUAUUAUUUGUAUUGGUGAAACCUAAUCAUCGUUCGUCAUCUCACCGGUAUAAGCCCCUCGAUGUUAAUUGUAUAGGAGCAAGCAAGCAAGCAUUCACCACCCUGCGAAGUUCAUUAUUUAUUUCAUCUGUAGCCAAAUAAACUGCAUGCUUUCCCUAGUCGGAGUGGGAGAACCACACAACAUAUAAUUUCGUGACUCCCAAAUUUACUUCGAUAUGAUGGUUAUUAUAUCAAUAUUUGCGCAGAAACCGUUUCCACCGCCAUUUCUCGCAGAAUUAAUUUUACCGACACAAAAGUAUCCCACCAUGUCGAACGAACAAAUUGUCUGUCAGUAUAAGAUUGUACAGGUGUUCCUGUCAAAAAUCUCCCCCCUGCCAGAAUCCCCCCCACCUUCUAAUUUCCUCCAUUUUGUGGCUAGAGUCAAAUACUUUCUGUGGCACACAUCAGAGUCAAAUACUUUCUAUAGAACAAACUUCACGUCGGGAUAGGCAACUGAAAUUAAUAAUCAAUGUAUGUGUGUUAUAAUUAAACAAAGGAGGGAGUAAAAUGUUGGCAAAGAAUAAACAUUUCAGAACAACUAUGGCUGAAUUAUUAUCCUAACACUUUCAAAAAUCCUAUUCGAAUGAGGCAUGGGAAAGAUGACGAAUUUUGGAAGAGAUUUAUUUAUAGACUAAUACAAAUCAGUAGCGGAUUUAGGAACGGGGGGGGAUCCCGGCACAACACCGGCAUUUCAUGUUUCCAUAGCCCGGUCGUGACUUUUUUCAUGCGGCAGGUAAUUAAUCUGCAUGAAAUGGUUGGAUGGAAAACUUGUUUGUGCAGCCUGUCUUCUUUGUAUGAUACUUAUACGGAGGUUUUUUAGAUCUAGCUCGAGAUUGAUGUUUUUGGUAUUUUCAAAACGAAGGUCUCAAAUAUGUUUUAUAUAGGUUCAUAUACCGUUUUAUCAAAUCAUGUACAGUUUUUAACUAUUGAUAUUGGUGUUCUGGGUAUAUUUUUGGUAUUUUCAAAGUUUAUAUGGUGCUUUUAUAAUACAUUCUAAUAAAAUAUCA
Salvelinus namaycush (lake trout) is the source of this 2085-nucleotide messenger RNA. Its product is annotated as high affinity immunoglobulin epsilon receptor subunit gamma-like. Gene Ontology annotation, biological process: cell surface receptor signaling pathway. Bases 129 to 419 code for a protein of 96 amino acids. Gene Ontology annotation, molecular function: IgE receptor activity. Lineage: Eukaryota; Metazoa; Chordata; Actinopteri; Salmoniformes; Salmonidae. Gene Ontology annotation, cellular component: Fc-epsilon receptor I complex. The record is from RefSeq and is a predicted model, not a curated record. The transcript has 5 exons.